This is a messenger RNA of Papaver somniferum (opium poppy), 1164 nucleotides long. RefSeq names its product 14-3-3 protein 7-like. Bases 94 to 840 code for a protein of 248 amino acids. The record is from RefSeq and is a predicted model, not a curated record. Gene Ontology annotation, biological process: signal transduction. The transcript has 7 exons. Gene Ontology annotation, cellular component: cytoplasm. Lineage: Eukaryota; Viridiplantae; Streptophyta; Magnoliopsida; Ranunculales; Papaveraceae.
UCUUUUUGAAGAAAAAAAAAACAGAGGAGAGGAAGGAUAUUCAUAGGAUUCAUCAACAGAGUGAGUGAGAAAGAAGCAGAAGAAGAAGGAAAGAUGAAUACUGAGAGAGAAAAGCUGGUUUACUUGGCUAGACUUGCAGAACAGGCAGAGAGAUAUGAUGAAAUGGUUGAGGCUAUGAAGAAACUUGCUAGAUUGGAUGUGGAACUGACUGUAGAAGAGAGAAAUCUGGUGUCGGUUGGGUACAAGAAUGUAAUUGGUGCAAGAAGGGCAUCAUGGAGGAUUUUGUCUUCCAUUGAACAGAAGGAAGAAGGAAAGGGAAAUGGGCAGAAUACGCAGAAGAUAAAAGAAUACAGACAGAAGGUUGAGGACGAGCUUUCCAAGAUUUGCAGUGACAUCUUGGUUGUCAUUGAUGAAAACCUCCUAUUGACCUCUUCCACAGGAGAAUCAACAGUUUUUUACCAUAAGAUGAAGGGGGAUUAUUAUCGGUAUCUGGCUGAAAUUAAGUUGGGGAAUGAACGUAAAGAAGUAGCAGAUCUGUCUCUCAAAGCCUAUGAGGCUGCCAGUAGUGUUGCCUCAACAGAUCUCCCACCUACUCAUCCAAUCAGACUUGGCUUGGCCCUGAACUUCUCCGUUUUUUACUAUGAGAUAUUGAACUCACCUGAGAGGGCAUGCCACCUCGCCAAACAAGCAUUUGAUGAAGCUAUAUCAGAACUUGAUACGCUUAGUGAAGACUCUUACAAGGACAGUACACUUAUCAUGCAGCUUCUCAGAGACAAUCUCACUUUAUGGACCUCAGAUAUUGCAGAAGAAGGGGAGCAUUCCAAAGUUAAUGACUCCUGAAGCAUAGGGAAUGGCCUGGCAUGAAAUUAUAAAUCCAUGGGAUGAGGGUUCUCACUGAAGGCUGAAUGGCAGAAUUUGCUGUGUAAACGCAGAGAUGGUGACUGCUUGCUUUUAAUUUCAUAAUUGUAGAAAGAAUCGUAAGAUCCUUCCUCGUAUCUAGAAUAGAUUUUCAUUUAUUUAGCUGGACUUAAUGCUCUCUUAUAUACACAGAAUUUGCUGUGUAAACGCAGAGAUGGUGACUGCUUGCUUUUAAUUUCAUAAUUGUAGAAAGAAUCGUAAGAUCCUUCCUCGUAUCUAGAAUAGAUUUUCAUUUAUUUAGCUGGA